Camellia sinensis is the source of this 1620-nucleotide messenger RNA. Lineage: Eukaryota; Viridiplantae; Streptophyta; Magnoliopsida; Ericales; Theaceae. The record is from RefSeq and is a predicted model, not a curated record.
AUCUUUCCCACAACAAAAUUCAUGGUCAAAUUCCAAAAUGGGUUGGGCAGGCUUCAUUUCUCCAAACACUAGAUCUUUCCCACAACAAAAUUCAUGGUCAAAUUCCAAAAUGGGUUGGGCAGGCUUCAUUUCUCCAAACACUAAAUCUUUCCCACAACAAAAUUCAUGGUCAAAUUCCAAAAUGGGUUGGGCAGGCUUCAUUUCUCCAAACACUAAAUCUUUCCCACAACAAAAUUCAUGGUCAAAUUCCAAAAUGGGUUGGGCAGGCUCCAUAUCUUUUAGAUCUUUCUCAUAACUAUCUUCAAGGACCAGUGCCAGUUCCAACACUCUCUAUGUCUUACUUUUUGAUCUCACACAAUAAGCUCACUGGAGAUAUCCCCUCAUCGAUUUGCAAUUUGAGUUCCCUUGUCCUCCUUGAUUUUUCUCAUAACAAACUGAGUGGUGUAAUUCCACAAUGUUUGGGAAACUCCAGCAAUGUGCUAUCGGUGUUAGAUCUACAGAUGAAUGAUUUUCAUGGGACCAUUCCAACGACAUUCGAAAAGAGUAAUCAUUUGAGGAAUCUUAACUUGAAUGGAAGUCAUUUGGAAGGACAAGUACCACGAUCUUUGGCCAAUUGUAAACACAUGGAAGUACUAGAUCUCGGAAACAACAAACUAAAUGAUACAUUCCCCUGCUGGUUGGAGUCUCUUCCAGAAUUGCAGGUUCUUAUCCUGCAAUCAAAUAGAUAUCAUGUUCCAAUAAACACUUCAAGGAUUAAAGUUCCCUUUCCUAAGCUUCGAAUCAUAGACCUCUCUCACAAGAAGUUCACUGGACUUCUGUCAGUAACAUAUUUCAGAAAUUUCAAAGCCAUGAGACAUGUAGAUAAAAAUAAAGCAGCCUUGAAAUAUAUGGGGGAAAAUUAUUAUCAAGAUUCUGUAAAACUAGUCAUAAAGGGGUUGAAUGUUGAACUAUCAAAUAUUCUAUUCAUCUUCACAACAAUUGACUUCUCAGACAAUAAAUUCAAAGGAGAGAUUCCAAAUGUCAUCGGAAGGCUACAAGCUCUCCGAUUGCUUAAUUUUUCUCAUAACUCCCUGACGGGUGAUAUUCCAUUAUCAUUGGGAAAUCUAUCAAUGCUUGAAUCGUUAGACCUCUCUUCGAACCAACUCACUGGGGAUAUUCCAGAGCAACUCACGACUUUGACGUUUCUUGCAGUCUUAAACCUUUCAAUGAACCAUCUAGUCGGACCCAUACCUCGAGGCUAUCAAUUUGAUACAUUUCAAAAUGAUUCAUAUGUUGGGAAAGUGGGAUUAUGUGGAUUACCCUUGUCAAAGGAAUGUGGAGAUACUGAGGCAAAACAUCAACCACCUCUUGUAUUUCAAGAGGAAGGUGAUACAAUUUUUUUAGGUGGAUUUACUUGGAAAGCUGUGGCGAUGGGGUAUGGAUGUGGAAUGGUAUUGGGAUUGGUUAUGGGAUAUGUCAUGUUCUUAAUUGGAAGACCAAAGUGGUUUGCAAGAAUUGUUAAAGGAGAACGACAUAGGAAUGUGAAAAGUAUAAAGCAGAUUGGUUACCAAGGCGGUAUGGGAAGAAAUCAACAAACUUAGAUGGCGUUUUCAGGUAUGUGAUGUUGAAGUUUUUCAUUUA